AUGGUUACGCGCCGUACUCACAAGCUGCAGAACGUCCAAUACAACUCGGCCCUGCGCCAGAGCAAGGCCAUCCGCAACGACCUCGAGAAGCUGUCCUCCUCAGCUGCGCAACCAGCUGCCUUGACCCCCGCCGAGAUUGGCAAUGUGUCUGCAUCUCUCGCCUCUUUUUCCAAGACCGUCGACGAAUACAAACAACUAGCUCGCCAGGAGCUCGUACCCAAGAAACAAGAAGAAGCCUACGAACGAGUGAAACGGUUCCGCGAUGACCUCUCCGAUUUCCGCUCUCAGGUCGACUCUCUCAAGAAGGCUCGCGAAGAAGCCGCCCACAACAAUAAUCGAGGCGAGCUGCUAGGCCGUCGAGCUUAUGUCACAGCCACACCCGAAAACCCCUACGCCAACGUCAAUAAGUCGUCCCAAUUCCACAGCCGAGGCGCUUCGACAGGUCAGGCCGGCGGCGGUGGGCUGAGCAUGGGCGGAAACGAUGUCACAAGAGAACAACACGCCCUGCGAGAGCAGAACUUCUUUGCUAGCACCAACUCAGCCUUGGACGAAUACAUUGCUCGCGGGCAAGCCGUACUAGGCGAUCUUGGAACGCAGCGCGAAAUGCUCAAGAACACCCAAAAGAGGCUCUACUCUGUCGGUAACACGCUAGGCAUCUCUGGCGACACCAUUCGCAUGAUUGAGCGCCGCGCCAAGGAAGACAAGUGGAUCUUUUGGGCUGGCGUCAUCAUCUUCUUCCUCUUCUGCUGGGCGUGCAUACACUUUUUACGGUAA
Colletotrichum paranaense is the source of this 774-nucleotide messenger RNA. Its product is annotated as vesicle transport V-SNARE protein. NCBI's taxonomy places the organism in Eukaryota, Fungi, Ascomycota, Sordariomycetes, Glomerellales, Glomerellaceae. Gene Ontology annotation, biological process: vesicle fusion; endoplasmic reticulum to Golgi vesicle-mediated transport. Gene Ontology annotation, cellular component: ER to Golgi transport vesicle membrane; late endosome membrane; SNARE complex. The record is from RefSeq and is a predicted model, not a curated record. The transcript is spliced from 2 exons. Bases 1 to 774 code for a protein of 257 amino acids. Gene Ontology annotation, molecular function: SNARE binding; SNAP receptor activity.